Radiomyces spectabilis is the source of this 1314-nucleotide messenger RNA. RefSeq names its product actin. The transcript is spliced from 4 exons. Lineage: Eukaryota; Fungi; Mucoromycota; Mucoromycetes; Mucorales; Radiomycetaceae. The coding region runs from base 37 to 1170 and encodes 377 amino acids. The record is from RefSeq and is a predicted model, not a curated record.
UUUUUAACCACUUGGUUUAAUUUUUUUGUACUCACCAUGUCUAUGGAGGAAGAAGUAGCUGCCCUUGUUAUUGAUAACGGUUCCGGUAUGUGUAAGGCCGGUUUCGCCGGAGAUGACGCUCCUCGUGCUGUCUUCCCUUCCAUUGUCGGUCGUCCUCGCCACCAGGGUGUCAUGGUCGGUAUGGGUCAGAAGGACUCGUACGUUGGUGAUGAAGCCCAAUCCAAGAGAGGUAUCCUUACCCUCCGUUAUCCCAUUGAACACGGUAUUGUCACCAACUGGGACGAUAUGGAGAAGAUCUGGCAUCACACUUUCUACAACGAACUCCGUGUUGCCCCGGAGGAACACCCCGUCUUGUUGACUGAAGCUCCUUUGAACCCCAAGUCCAACCGUGAGAAGAUGACUCAAAUCAUGUUUGAAACCUUCAACUCCCCCGCUUUCUACGUGGCUAUCCAGGCCGUCUUGUCCCUUUACGCUUCCGGUCGUACCACUGGUAUUGUGCUCGACUCUGGUGAUGGUGUCACCCACACUGUUCCCAUCUACGAAGGUUACUCUCUUCCUCACGCUAUCUUGCGUUUGGAUAUGGCCGGUCGUGAUUUGACCGAUUACCUUAUGCGCAUUCUUGCCGAACGCGGUCACUCUUUCACCACCACCGCCGAACGUGAAAUCGUUCGUGACAUCAAGGAAAAGCUUUGCUAUGUCGCUUUGGACUUUGAACAAGAGAUGCAAACUGCUGCUCAGUCCUCGGCUCUCGAGAAGUCUUACGAACUUCCCGAUGGUCAGGUGAUCACCGUCGGUAACGAACGUUUCCGUGCUCCUGAAGCUCUCUUCCAACCUUCCCUCUUGGGUCUUGAAUCCGUCGGUAUUCACGAAACCUCUUACAACUCCAUCAUGAAGUGUGAUGUCGAUAUCCGUAAGGACUUGUACUCUAACAUUGUCAUGUCUGGUGGCACCACUAUGUACCCUGGUAUUGCCGACCGUAUGCAGAAGGAGAUCACUGCUCUUGCACCCAGCUCCAUGAAGAUUAAGAUUGUUGCUCCCCCCGAGAGAAAGUACUCUGUCUGGAUCGGUGGUUCCAUCUUGGCUUCUCUUUCUACCUUCCAGCAAAUGUGGAUCUCCAAGCAGGAGUACGACGAAUCUGGUCCCUCCAUUGUCCAUAGAAAGUGCUUCUAGAUGGAUAUCCGUAAAAAAGUUUUUUUUUCUUCUCGUCAAAAAGAAAGUAGGCAUUUGAACAAAGGAAUUUAAUUUUUUUUCUCCAAAAAAAAAAAAAAAGAACAAAGGCAAACACAAUGAAUGAAAUAUGGGGAUAAAAAAAAC